AUGGCUAUGCUACUGGAUUGUCUGUCCCCUCCCUCUUUCCUUCUGGGCGGGAACAGCGGGGAACGUCUCUUCCAGGCCUAUGUCGAACGCACACCGACAGCUGUGAGGGCCCUGGACAUCCUUGCCUCAAGGGGAGGCAGUAUUCACAAUGACCACAUGGCUCUGCGAUCCUUCGUGGACUCCCAAGGCCGAUCCGGCCGGGAGUUCUUCGAGACCAUCUUCACGCACUUUGGCUAUGCCGUGGAAGACUCCCUGGUGAUCCCCGGGCUCUGCGUCAACGCGCGCUGGUACGAACCGCCUGAGGAGACGAACUGGCCGAAGAUUUUUGUCUCCGAGAUGCGCAUCAAUGAGCUGCCGGACACCGCCGCCGAGAUCCUGUACCGCCCGGGCCUCAAGGCGAGACUCCGCACCAGGAGCCGUCGCCUGGCCGGCCUGCCGGAACGACGAAGCGACCUGCGUCGGCUCGGCCAUCAUCACGCCACACGAGCUGCCUUUCAGGCAUCGAUGGGCAAGCGAGGCGACAACGGAGGAUGGCGCAACGAGCAUGGCAAGGAGCGCUCCUGGUCUAUUUGGCCGGGUGCACGUUCGCCCCAGUACCCUUGGCGUUCCAAGGAAGAGCGAAAGGGGAACCAGAGAGGCGAUGCCAUCCCUGGGUACUCGAGCAAGGAGGUCUCCCGGGGAGCGGUUCCACCGCCUCAUGCUCCGGCUUUGCCUUCGGAGCCCAAAGCCCCUGUUGGGAUGGUGCCCAUGGUGCAACAAGCGCUGAACUUGGCGAGAAAGGCAGAGGGCAAAGUUGCCAAACUACAUGCAGACCGAGACAAGAGGGAGCAACAGAUGAAAGCCUGGGAAGCAGAUAUGAAGGCAGCGUGGCUGCGGGAGAAGCGCCUUUUUGCCACAGACAUGGAGCGUAUCAACAAGGAGAUCGCGACCGCUGUCUCUGCACAGGAUUCUGCCCGCGAACACCUUCAGAUGGUUUUCAUGGCUUCCAUGUCAGGCACGGAGAUGCCCAGCACCACCAUGGAAGUCGAUGGGAAAGAAGAGGAAGCCCAAUGGGAAGCGGCUCGCUCAGAGUGGGAUGGCGUGCUUCAGAGGGCUCUGGGCACUCCGGCCCGCCGUUCUGCCCCCCCUAUGACUCCGCCGACUUUGGUACCGUACGGCGCCGCGCUCUGGAACCCUUUGGGCUACGCCCGCCACAGCAACCGGUCCAGACCACAAUGCUUGGAGACGGUGCCAUGGAGUCGAUGGGCGAUGUGA
Messenger RNA from Symbiodinium sp. CCMP2592, 1254 nucleotides. Lineage: Eukaryota; Dinophyceae; Suessiales; Symbiodiniaceae. The record is from the annotation of a GenBank genome assembly.